AUACCGGAACCAUCAUAAGACAUAUUGCUCACCGCUGUUCAGAGUUUUAAAAUCGUCAAUCCUCUGAUUACGUCGGCAAAAUGUCUCUUAAAGAUUCUAAAGCUCCCGCUGAAGAAGCCCCAAUUCACAGGAUCAGAAUUACACUGACCAGCAGGAAUGUCCAAAGUCUGGAAAAAGUCUGUGCUGACCUUAUCAAGGGAGCUAAGGACAAACAAUUGAAGGUCAAGGGGCCAGUCCGUAUGCCCACCAAGGUCUUGCGAAUCACCACCAGGAAAACCCCAUGUGGUGAGGGUUCCAAAACCUGGGAUCGUUACCAGAUGCGUAUCCACAAACGUCUGAUUGAUCUCCACAGUCCAUCUGAGAUCGUCAAGCAGAUUACCUCCAUCAGUAUCGAGCCAGGUGUUGAGGUGGAAGUGACCAUUGCUGAUGCAUAGAUGGGAUAAUAUAUACAGACAGCAAUGACCAUUUAAACAUACUCAAUAAAAUGGUCAAAAACAUAAAAA
This is a messenger RNA of Ylistrum balloti, 503 nucleotides long. Its product is annotated as small ribosomal subunit protein uS10. The transcript is spliced from 4 exons. NCBI's taxonomy places the organism in Eukaryota, Metazoa, Mollusca, Bivalvia, Pectinida, Pectinidae. Gene Ontology annotation, cellular component: ribosome; cytosolic small ribosomal subunit. The record is from RefSeq and is a predicted model, not a curated record. Bases 81 to 434 code for a protein of 117 amino acids. Gene Ontology annotation, biological process: translation. Gene Ontology annotation, molecular function: structural constituent of ribosome.